This is a messenger RNA of Symphalangus syndactylus (siamang), 843 nucleotides long. It is a transcript of the gene MRPL43, whose product is annotated as mitochondrial ribosomal protein L43. The record is from RefSeq and is a predicted model, not a curated record. Gene Ontology annotation, molecular function: structural constituent of ribosome. Gene Ontology annotation, biological process: mitochondrial translation. Gene Ontology annotation, cellular component: mitochondrial large ribosomal subunit. NCBI's taxonomy places the organism in Eukaryota, Metazoa, Chordata, Mammalia, Primates, Hylobatidae.
ACCGGAAGCCUCGAGGUUUAGUCCCGCCCCCCUCUCCUCGCCUCUUAGGCUCCGCGGCCUCCAAGCUGUAGCUAUGACGGCGCGCGGGACUCCGAGCCGCUUCUUGGCCAGUGUUCUCCACAACGGACUGGGUCGCUACGUGCGGCAGCUGCAGCGUCUGAGCUUCAGCGUCAGCCGCGACGGCGCCUCGUCUCGCGGCGCCAGGGAGUUCGUGGAGCGGGAGGUGAUCGACUUCGCCCGACGGAACCCAGGGGUCGUAAUAUAUGUAAACUCGCGUCCGUGCUGCGUGCCCAGAGUAGUGGCCGAAUACCUUAACGGGGCUGUGCGCGAGGAGAGCAUCCACUGCAAGUCGGUCGAGGAGAUCUCGAUGCUGGUGCAGAAGCUGGCCGACCAGUCGGGCUUAGACGUGAUCCGCAUCCGCAAGCCCUUCCACACCGACAACCCUAGCAUCCAGGGCCAGUGGCACCCCUUCACCAACAAGCCGACCACGUUCCGCGGGCUACGCCCCCGAGAGGUUCAGGAUCCUGCCCCAGCCCAGUGCCUGCUUCUGGGGCAGUGACCUUGUGAACCACUCAUUUUUAUGCAAGUGGCAUCCCUAAAACCUGAGAUGAGGAAGACUUCAAGGGUUUUACAGGGCCCUUGUUUUUUAAAUCCAAAUUGAUAAUAAUGAUCUCAAAACACAGUGAGAGGUCCGAAGGCUGGCUUCUGAAGAAUCCCUGAUGUCUUACUGGUACAACCACUGAACUAUGGAGAGCUCUGCUGUGAUGGGCUAGGCACUUUAUAUCUGUGUGAAUACAGAUUUAUAAAACUCAGGUUAAUAAACUUAUCCAAGGUCACAUUUCA